Anopheles aquasalis is the source of this 1162-nucleotide messenger RNA. RefSeq lists its product as uncharacterized. Gene Ontology annotation, molecular function: serine hydrolase activity. The record is from RefSeq and is a predicted model, not a curated record. Lineage: Eukaryota; Metazoa; Arthropoda; Insecta; Diptera; Culicidae.
AUGAUACUGAUGUAUUCCAGGAUGUUGGCGACUCAAGUGCAAAAUGAUGGCAAACAACCUAUCAACAGCAAUGGUCCGAUAGAAACGGUGGCUUUUACGAAAAGCAUGGCCUUCUUCUCGAACACACCGGGAAAUUCGUUCGAAAAGGAUCCCAGCACGUUAAGGCUAAAGAAACCUCUCGAAAAACCGCUCGUCUUGAUAUUCGCGUGGCUCCAGGCGACCAACAAACAAGUGGGCAAGAUCGCUGGAGUCUAUCUGGAGCAAGGAUUCGAGGUGCUGACCGUACACCUUACACCCUGGCAACUCCUGUGGCCAGUGCAUGGAUCGCAAAAGGUGGCCGAGGAUGUGGUCAAGUUCCUAUCGAACAACGAUCUCCCAGAGGGUGUCGUGCUGCACGGGUUCUCGGUUGGAGGAUACUUCUGGGGCGAGUGUUUGGUGAAACUACAUGCUCAUCCGACCGGUCGCCGUACGCUGGAAAAGAUCGUUGGUCAGAUCUGGGACAGUGUCACACAUCUAGAGGAAAUACCGAUCGGUGUGCCACCUGCGAUGCUACCGAAGAAUCCAAAGCUUCAAAAUAUGCUUCGGAAUUACUUAUCCUACCACCUGAAACUGUUCCACGAGGAAGCAACCCAGUACUACAAGAAGUCUACGCACAUGUACCACUAUGAACCGCUUCAGUGUCCUGCACUGAUACUCGUCUCAAAAUCGGACCCAAUCGGAGCAGAAGCUCCUAAUAAGAGACUUUCCGAUAUUUGGGAGUCCAAGGGUGUGAAGACGACGUUCAAGUGUUGGGAUAAGUCCCCUCAUGUAGGUCACUUCUAUAAGCACCGGGAGGAGUACGUACAGUUGCUGCAGACCCACCUUCGGUCACUUAAUCUGCCGAUGUACAACCGCAAAGCUAAGCUUUAGCGAACAGACGACAACCUUCCAUUCCGGAGCGGUGCUUUGUGAUGAUUGUACAGACGGACUAAACAAUUCGCCAACCACCGCAGACAAAUCAAAUCGAACGAUAACAGAAACACUUGAUAAGGUUGGAUAGAGGGGCAAGCCCAAAUCGCUUUUAGGUGAUUCGGUUUCUUUUUUUGCCAAUGCUGACGUUCGUGAUAAGCGGGAAGAAUUAGCAGACAUUAUGCGUAACUUCUUUUAUUGUGAUAGUACCGAG